Meloidogyne enterolobii is the source of this 1019-nucleotide messenger RNA. NCBI's taxonomy places the organism in Eukaryota, Metazoa, Nematoda, Chromadorea, Rhabditida, Meloidogynidae. The record is from the annotation of a GenBank genome assembly.
UUUCUUGUAGAAUGUCAAGUCGCCGAAAGGCUGCUCCAAUACGUCGAUUACCUAGUCAAAACGCUCUUCUUCAACAACAACAACAACAAUUAUCUUCUUCAAAAUUAAUUAAUAAUUCCAAAAUUUCUGAUCCUCGUCUUAACGAAAAAAUUAGCAAUAUUAACCAAAGUAUUGACCAAAAAGAGCAAUCAAAUAAUUUAUUAAUUAAAAGCAAUAAAAAUAAUUAUAAUAUUAUGAAUUUGACUUGUUCUGCUUCGGAAAAUAAUCCUUCAUCGUCGAGAUUGAAGGAAGAAAUGGAAGAGAAUGCUUUAAAUGAAGGAAGGGAAGAGGAGGAAGGAAUUGACUCUAAUUUGAAAGAAGAGGAAGAUAUGGAAGGAAAUGAAGGGGAAAUGGAAGAGGGAGAAGAAGAGACUGAUGAAGAAAUGGAAGAAAAUAAAAAUGAAGAGGAUGCCCAGAAAGAGGAGGAAGAAAGGGAUGAAUAUAAGGAAGAGGAAGAAGAAAUUCUGACAAUAAAAAGAAAGAAAAUUAAUAAAAAUUUGGCUGUAGAUCCCCAAAUAGCUUCGACUAGUUACUGUCAUGAUAUUAAAGGAAAUUCUGUGAAGGACGAGCAAAAGGGAGGGGAAGAGGAAGAUCUCAUGAAUACAGAACCAGGGGAUCAACAAUUAUUAAAUAAGCCUUUUCAACACCAACAAUUAUCAACAACAACAUUUUCCCCCUCAACAUUACCCCAUAAUAAUUGUAUCGCAAAACACCAAACAUUUACCGAUCCCAACAUCCAAACACCCCAAAAACAAACUUUAAAUUUCAAACAAAACAACAACAAAGUUUAUUUAAAUGAACAACAACAAAAUGUUUUGGAAGAAACAUUUGACGAAAACAAACUUGAAAAUAAACUUGUUUUGAAUGGGGCAAGCAAUGUUGUUGUUAAUGGAGAAAACUUGAAGCAUGAAAAUGAAAGGUGGGGGUUUGAAAUUUUUUUGAAAAUUAAAAAAAUUUUUUUUCCGAAAUUUUCAACUUAA